UCGUGUGUUUACACUCGCACAACACAAUAGCGCUCACGCACACAUACAAGACCCGCCCGGACUGAGAGACUUCAUCCAGUGCAUCAUUAGACGACUUUGGCACCACCUCGACCGCAGUUUUCCCGCCGUCGUCACCGCCCGCACACGUUAUUUUACUUGUACUUGCAAGUCACUCACACGGCACAUCCAACAACAUGGUAACUACCGGUCCACGGAUAUCGGCUUUGGUCGUGAUCGCAUUGUUCGCGUGUCAUACAACAGGUCAGAGAAUCACAACCAUACAGCUGGACGGGACACAGUAUUACAUUAGCAGGAUGAACCCUUACUCGGCCGAACUCAACUACUUUUUGGCCUACGAGUACUGUCGGUCCAUCGGUUUACAAUUGGCGUCUUUCGAAACGCUGGAAAAAACUACGUCCAUAUCGGAUUUCUUGAAAAAUGCCGGUUAUCACAAGUUCGACUAUUGGACGUCCGGCAAUCGUCUGGGCACGGACAUGUUGAUUUGGAUGUCGACGGGGUUGCCUUUCAACACCACUUUUAACCAAAUGAAACAGCCUUCGGCCAACGGUGGGUUGGACGCGGACGAGCUAAGCAUGAAGCCCGUACUUCCCAUAGCGAGGAAAAAGAGAGGAGAUAGCGGUUCCAGAGACGGAUGCGUCGCCCUCAAAGCCCCGACGAUGGAUUGGGUGACCGCCGACUGCACGGACCUGAAGGACUUCAUCUGCGAACAGACCCGGUGUUAUUACUACAACUACGGGUCGAUUCCGGUGUCCUCCAGCCAGGGGUUCGGUUACAAAUCAAGACCAACAAUCAACUCGCUGUUUUCGUCAUCUCAUCGUGAGGACCAUAUAUCCACUUCCUCCAACGCGCCUACCACCUUAACGACGUCCACUACUACCACCACAGAAACCUACGAAGAACACAACGGCAUACAACAAAUUCCGGACAACAUUCUAUCCAGGUCGGCCGACCCCGAAGCGGAAGCUGUGGCGUCCACUCCCGGCCAGGCCGACGACUCUCCCGCCGCAACAACCGAACAACAGCAACAAUACUUCCAAGAGACCCAAACGGCCGUCGUCGACCAACAACAACAACAACAGCAGCAGGUGUCCACCGACGCGCCUCUGACAGCAGCAACGGCCGACGUUGUCUCAUACACGACAACGCUACCGACUCUGAUUCAAAUGCACAACCAACAACAGCAACAGCAGCAAGAGGAACCGGAACAGGUGGAAGACCGUCCGCAAAAUGCUGAACAGCAGCAGCGCGCUCCAAGUCAACCGGAAGCGGAUCAACUGCAAGCAAAGACCAACGCUUUUGCGUUCGAAUCGUUGGAGAAAGCGUUUGCCACGGCCGUGCCGCACAAAAUCCGCGCCACCAAAGACCUCGAACAACGUCCGCUCAACGACGACAGCGACCAACCACAGUUACCGUGGUCGUGGGCCAAAGACAUUAUGCUGCAGAAACCGGUGUUGAAAAAAUCGUCUCAAGAAGAGGCUUAGCUGCUCUCCGCCGAACAAAGCUGCUGUUGUAAUUAGCUCUUUUCCAAAUAAAACGCGCUACAAAUAGCAAAAUCAAAAAAAAAAAUUCGGACGAAAAUAUCUCAAAACCGAACAUUAGGCUCUCUCCACACCCGCUCUAUUGCUUUUAGCCAUGCAAUAGCUGUUGUAUGUCAUAAUGUAUUUACUAUUAUUUACAGAGUUGGCAAAAAACCGAUUAAAAAAAAAACCUGAGUUUUGUUUUCUUUGUAUACAAUACCCGGGCAAGCCUAAUAAAACCCUAAACGCCAUAUUUUUCGGUAAACAUACAUUUUUUUCUAGAUUUCAUAAAAAAAACACUCUGGUUUUUUUUAGGGGGUUUGGGUAUUUUUUUGCCAACUCCGAUUAUAUAAGACACAUUGAAACUUUAGUACAAUUAUUUUUAUUUUUUUCAAAUUGUAACAAAUUUUUUGUUCUCAACUUAGCAUUAACGUUUUUCGUAGCUCGUCUCUGUGGAUAGUAAUGGAUGGUAUUUAUACAUACAUACCUAUAUAUAUUUAUUUAUAUAAUUUAAUGUGAUUAUUUUAUUUUUAAGUCGUAAUAAGUGAUUAAACUAUGAACAAAUUGACAUAUCGAUAAAUUUUUGAAAGGAAAAAAAUUCCAAGAAGACAAUAACGAAUACAGUUUAUUCGAAGUUGGCAACAAACAUGGUUUUGUUUUUAGUAAACUUAAAUCCAAUAAAACCCACGUUUUGGGUGAACGCCUAACGUUUGUUGGGUUUUAUCGUGUUUGAGUUAUGUUUUGCCAACUUUGUGAUUUUUUUUCGUAGUUUUCUACUUUGGGUGUUUUUUUUUUUUUAGACUUUUAUCGAUUUUUUUUCAACUUUACUUUUUAUUGUAAAUAUUUCAUUUUGAAUCCUCGUAGGUAUAAAUAAAACAAAUGUAAUUUAAAUCUAUGUUGGUCGUAUACAAUAUUGAAUAAACCAA
Molecule: messenger RNA, 2464 nt
Organism: Adelges cooleyi (spruce gall adelgid)
Lineage: Eukaryota; Metazoa; Arthropoda; Insecta; Hemiptera; Adelgidae
Gene: nw
Product: C-type lectin 37Da
Exons: 5
Coding region: 195-1502 (435 amino acids)
Source: RefSeq, a predicted model, not a curated record